This is a messenger RNA of Cyphomyrmex costatus, 1670 nucleotides long. RefSeq names its product zinc finger HIT domain-containing protein 2. Bases 480 to 1598 code for a protein of 372 amino acids. The record is from RefSeq and is a predicted model, not a curated record. The transcript has 6 exons. Lineage: Eukaryota; Metazoa; Arthropoda; Insecta; Hymenoptera; Formicidae.
AGGGAAGAAUUAAAAAUGUGUAAAAGAUGAUACACCGAGAUCUUUUUAAAUAACGCGAAAAGCUGCGUUUUAGUAAAAUAGCGCAUCAUUGGUAAAAAGUGUAAGACGCUGUUUAUAGACAGUAUUAAUCUUUUCUAUACAUUAUUUUUAUCUUCCAGAGAUUGUUAUAUGAUUGUAAGGGAGACUGCGCGCACAAUCGAGAAAUAGCAACUGAAAUAGAGGAAAAGCCUAUCUUAGAUGAAAUUAAUAAAUCACUGUGUCCACGCUGUUAGAACACAGUCCGAGUUCUUGAAUCCAAAGACGUGAUCUGGCCAUCCUAUGUUACAAUUUGAGAGGUGGGAGCUAUUAAUUUAGGAAGAGGAAGAAGGAGUUGAUGAAAGAGGCUUACAGGACUUUAGUGAAACCAGUCCAUAACCUCAAAAAGCUAUGCAAAAGUUAGUUGAUCAAUUCCAAAAACUGAAAAACUCCCAGAAUUUGAAAUGAUGGAGACUCCAAUUACAAGUUCGACCACUACUGUUUGCGAAUUGUGCAGCAAGUGCAUACGCUUAUAUACUUGUCCACGAUGUGGUAUAGGCUACUGUGGAGCUAAAUGUUACAAGUCUGAUAUGCAUACAGAUUGCUCUGAGAGCUUUUAUAGACAGUGCGUUGAGGACGAGUUAAAGUCUCAGGAGAACGAUCCAGCUACUAGACAAAAAAUGAUGGAAAUCCUUAAGAGAAUACAUGAGGCAGAUGUGAAAAAUGAUUUCGUAGAAAAUAAUUUAGACAAAGAGAGCAUUAGUGGAGAGGAUUAUUCAUUGGAUUCAGAUGACGAGCAAGAACUUCCUGAUUUAGAAAUUAGAUUACAGAAUGUUAAUUUGGAAGAUCCGAAUGAGCUCUGGUCAGUCUUAUCUGAAACAGAGAGGCAAGAAUUUGAAGCACUGAUAAAAAACGGAGAGGCAGAUCAGCUGUUGCCUAAAUGGAUACCAUGGUGGACGACUCGUGUAGAAAAAAAAUUAAUUCAACCAGUUGAAGAGAACAUUAAGGAUGCUUAUAGCAAUUUAAAAUAUCCUGAUUUGAUAGAUGUACCAUUAUUUAACGAAUUACAGAAAGCAUCUCCUUGUAUAGCGUUUAAUGUGACAAAUGUGAUAUAUGCUUAUGCGUAUAUCGCUCUAUACUAUAUUGGAGAUUAUUUAAACUGUGCCAAAGAAGCUGCCCAUAUUUUUCUGAUUAUCUGUGAAAAUAUGAGAAAUAAUGAGGUCUUUAAAGAUGUAAACUCGGCAAUUGAAUCCAUUGUAGACAAUGUAAAAAACGUCGAGUGGUUACCACGAGAUGAACAAACUAUAACAGCACUAAGAGAAGCUGGUGCUUCCAUUUUGCAAGGACCAGGCAGUGAAAUGAAAACUAUUUAUACAUCCGCGGCACUCUCCGAGCUUCAUCGAUUGCUGACAGUAGCGAAGAAAGAAAUUUCAAUUUGCAAGAGUGGUAAUCAGGAAUUCACAAAGACAUUUGCACAAAGACUUAGCAAUGACACAAAACUAUCAAAAAAGAAUAUACUUCUGUGUUUAAAAAAGCUAGAGUAUUAUUUAUCAUGGAUGAAAAAUACAGAAAUCUUAGAAUAAGUACAUACAUGAAGUUUAUUUAUUAGGACUAUGUACUCAGUGUGUUCGUUGUUAUCAUUUAUUAAAAGUAUG